Molecule: messenger RNA, 4815 nt
Organism: Melanotaenia boesemani (Boeseman's rainbowfish)
Lineage: Eukaryota; Metazoa; Chordata; Actinopteri; Atheriniformes; Melanotaeniidae
Gene: kcnj3a
Product: potassium inwardly rectifying channel subfamily J member 3a
Exons: 3
Coding region: 828-2318 (496 amino acids)
Biological process (GO): potassium ion import across plasma membrane; regulation of monoatomic ion transmembrane transport
Cellular component (GO): plasma membrane
Molecular function (GO): G-protein activated inward rectifier potassium channel activity
Source: RefSeq, a predicted model, not a curated record
UGGAAGCGUGAGAGUGCGCAGGAGUCGAGUAGGACAAUCGAAGGGAAAGACGGAUCAAAACAGCCAAAAGAGCAUCUGGUGGAUCUAUGUAGUGCUAAACCAUGAGAAGCCAGUCGAUAUUUCUCUGAGAGAGGAAAAACUGGCUGACAAGAUCCUGGCAAUCAACGUGGACGCGCGCAGCCCAAAAUGACGACAGUGGGACCGUGAUUUUUUUCCUUCCUCUAGUUCGUCAUCUUUUACUGUCAUAUGCUUGCCUGCAGUUUAUCUCCUAUGUGUACAGAUCACAGAGAAAAGACUGGGAACCGAAUCAUCUCCAAAACAGUCUCAAGUGCGCACAGAGUGGUUUCAUCAUUGAAACCGUUUCCAAUUAAUAUUUACGCAGAGAUAUUUGUGUUUUACAGACCACAGAAGGAUUUUCAACUUUCCAAUGAAAACUUACUGUGUGAGUACAGUCGUGAACAGGUCGAUAAAGCACCAGCUUCUACAGGCGAUGAGUAAUUCACGACGCAGCAACUGAUAAACCUGUAAAACCUGGACUGCGCCUGGUGCGUUUGGAUACCUCAUCCCGAGCGUCGCUUGAUUUUUUUCCAUAUGGCUUCUAUCUUUGGGGGUUGUAGGCAACUCGUGCAUUAUUGAUAUUUCAUGGCUUUGGAGUGUAGCAACAGUAGUGUACAGCGAAUGAGGACGGUGCAAGUCUAACUGGAGAGAAGACGUCGCACUUCUCGCACGGACACCGACGAUUGCAGCAACUACAAGUUAGACUUUUUUAAAAAAAAAAAAAAAAACACUGAAUCCUUUGUUAUUUCUCUCGCUGCUGUCAUCGUAGUAUGUCUGCACUUCGAAAGAAAUUUGGGGACGAUUAUCAGGUAGUGACCACCUCAUCUAGCGGGUCUGGAUUCAAUCAGCCUCCACCAGAGAAAAAGAAGAAGAGGCAACGGUUCGUGGACAAGAACGGGCGAUGUAACGUCCAGCAUGGGAACCUGGGUGGUGAAACCAGCAGAUACCUCUCAGAUUUGUUCACAACACUGGUAGAUUUGAAAUGGCGCUGGAAUCUAUUUAUUUUCAUCCUCACCUACACAGUGGCUUGGCUCUUCAUGGCCUCUAUGUGGUGGUUCAUCGCAUACAUCAGAGGAGACCUCAACAAAGCCCACAAUGAUAAGUACACUCCUUGUGUGGCCAAUGUCUAUAACUUUCCCUCAGCCUUCCUCUUCUUCAUAGAGACCGAGGCCACCAUAGGAUAUGGUUACAGAUACAUUACAGACAAAUGCCCCGAGGGGAUCAUUCUCUUUCUAUUCCAGUCGAUUCUCGGAUCGAUCGUCGAUGCAUUUCUGAUCGGCUGCAUGUUUAUCAAGAUGUCUCAGCCCAAGAAGAGGGCCGAGACUCUGAUGUUCAGUGAACAUGCGGCGAUUUCUAUGCGAGAUGGAAAACUCACUCUCAUGUUCAGGGUCGGCAACUUGCGUAACAGCCAUAUGGUCUCUGCACAGAUCCGCUGCAAAUUGCUGAAAUCUCGCCAGACGCCUGAGGGCGAGUUUCUUCCACUUGAUCAGUUGGAGCUGGACGUGGGUUUCAGCACCGGAGCAGACCAGCUCUUUCUUGUCUCACCGCUCACGAUCUGCCAUGUCAUUGACACCAAGAGCCCCUUCUAUGACCUCUCACAGAGGUCCAUGCAAACAGAGCAGUUUGAAAUUGUGGUGAUACUAGAGGGCAUUGUAGAGACCACAGGCAUGACCUGCCAAGCGAGGACAUCGUACACCGAGGACGAGGUUCUGUGGGGACAUCGUUUCUUCCCGGUCAUCUCCUUGGAGGAAGGUUUUUUCAAGGUGGACUACUCUCAGUUUCAUGCCACGUUUGAGGUGCCCACCCCUCCCUACAGCGUAAAGGAACAGGAGGAGGCUCUGCUACUCUCUUCGCCCCUCAUGGCACCAUCCCUGUGCAACAGCGGGGAGAAGAACAGCUCUCUAGACUGCCUGGAAACCCUGGAGGACAAUGACAGCACCACCAAACUGCCUACCAAGCUCCAGAAGAUCACAGGCCGGGACGGGCUUCCUAAGAAGCUGCUGAGGAUGAGCUCCACCACCUCAGAGAUGACUUACAGCUUUGGAGACCUGCCCAUGAAGCUGCAGCGAAUCAGCUCUGUUCCUGGUGUCUCUGAUGAUAAGCAGGCUGGUAAGGCCUCCAAGAUCAGCACAGAGCCAAUCAGUAAGUCAGUGGCGGACUUACCUCCGAAGCUGCAGCGACUCGCUGGGGGAGGAGGGGGCAGGAUGGACGGACACCUGCCGCCUAAACUUAGAAAGAUGAAUUCAGAUCGCUUUACAUAAAGCAGGCAACAUAUUUUAACUCCUGCAAUCCACUAUACCAGAAGUCCUUGUCCUAUUCCUAAUUUAUUAAUGGACAGUAUUCUUAUAUUAAGGGAAAUGUAGAAUAUGUGCACAAAUACCUUAUAAAAAGUAGGGUGAUUGAAAUAAGCACAUUUGUUGCUGGAUCUAAGUGUACAUGCUAUGAAGAAAGAGCUUUUUUUCUUUCUUUCUUUCUUUUUUUUCUUUUCUAACAAUGAUGUACAAUUAGCACAAUCUGGCAUGUAAGAAACAGCGCAUGUAGAACCAAAUCUCAAUUUCUGGCAUGACAUUUGUUGAUAUUUUGCAAAAAAAACAAACAAACAAACAAAAAAACAACAAAAAAAACAAAAAACAAAAAAAAAAAAAACAAAAGAAAAACAAAAGAAAAAAUUUAAUUAGUAAAUUUAUAGACAGUGGAGAAAUUGCACAAAGCCAUAUGAUUUACAACAUGGAAAACCUACAUUACAAGGUUCUAAUUUGUAGUGAUGACAGGCACAUACGUUUGUUUUGAGUUGAUUGCUUUUGUUGUUUAAUGUAAAAUCGUGGCAAUGUUCCGUUGCUUGCAUGCUCCUUUUACUGACUUAGCUAUACAAAGGUAAUAGACAAAGAUGUUUAGCCUUAACUAUAUUACCUUGUUUCCAUUUCCAUGUUUGUUCACAGCUGUAUUUUUGGUAUUUCAUAUAUAGACUAUUUUACCAUGUACGGUUUUAUGACUUUAUUAGAUUAUCAAAUACAGAACAUGUUGCUAGAUGAUGCAUUUUACAUUUACAAAUGCAUUAUCAGUGGAACUAGGCACAAUGCUAUGCGAUUAUCACUUAUUAGUGGACCAUUUGAGUUAAAAUUUUCAAUAUUUAUAAUUGAUAAGCACAAAACAAUCAUUAUAUGAUACCCUGUUAUAUUAAAAGGCAUCCAUGGGUAUUUUGUUUUAUCAUAUAACAAAUGCAAUUCUCAAAAGGCCAUUGUUGUCUUAUAAGAAGCUCCAAUAGACCUUCAACUUAGGUGUUACUGGUUAGAUUUGGUGGACUUGUAAGGAAAUCAUAAUCUUUCUUUUAAAGGCCCACUGUAUCACUUCUCUGUGAUGAAAGCAAUAAUAUUAAAAUGACUAUAAUCUAUAGCCACAGGGUCUACCACAGCCCCAUAUUCUUUCUGUUUACUGAAUCCAUGCCAUGAAAGACGUUGUAUGAUACCUGGUCUCUUCAGGAAUAAAGAUUUAACAUAACUGUCUAGGACCUUGCUAUAUUGACUAGAUAUUUUGCAUGCCUUACUCAUUUGGUAAAUAAAUUACUAUCAGUAUGCUUCUUACAAGAGAUGGUCAACAUUGUAGAUAUUCAACAAUGUUAUUUCCUUGUUGUAAAGAGCAGACCCAUGCAGAAGCAUUCACUGUCAUGUUAGUGUAAAGAUCAUAAAGGAUUGACUCGUUGUCAUCCCAGACUGUCAAAAAAUAUCAUUUUGUCAAAGCCCGUGACAUAUUCAAGAUAUGCAUAAGACAUUUUUUGUACUCAUGCUCUGACAAACCAGCUGCAGCAAUAUUCAGCUGUCUCUAUUAAAAAAAAAAAUCCCUGGAGAUGCUCAGGAGAAUUUGAGGACAAUUUGUUCCACAGUUGCUGUUCACACAAGCACCUCAGAGCAGGAGAUGUUCAGCGGGAGAUGCACCCUCACAGCUAUAAACGUGAGGGAGAGGGGUGCAGGUGAACGUCUGUCUAGAGCGCACAGGAGGCAUGACACGAAACAAAAGGUACACUGGAAACCGCUGUCUUUUUUUUUUACAGCACGUCAACAGUGGCAGAUGAGGCUCCUUGAAAACCGUUUUUGUUUUUAAUGUCUGGAAAUAUUCACAACAGAGACAGGCGAGUGGAAAACAACACACAGGUCAUCAGAAAAUAGCUUAACUCUUAAUGAAUUACUGCAAUGUUCUCAUUUUGUCUCACCUGGCUGGUCUUCUGGAGAUAUUACUUGGGGGUUGGGUGGAAAAUCUCAACAAAGACCUGGAGCAAACAUUCAGAGCAAUACCUCUGCAGCAUUUAUAGAUAAUUUCAGAAUAUGCAGUGUUAACAAGAGCAAAAACUUAGAUUUUAUUCAGGGGCAUUUAUCAAGUGUAAAAGUGCUUCUGAAGAGGAAAGAGUUUUAUUUAAAACACGCUGACUGAUUCACAACAUUAACCCAGUACUUUGAAAACUGACAUUUAAGGGUAUCUUUGUGUUUAUAUGAUGCCCUUCUGUCCUGAAAAGAUGUUACUGGUGUGAGAACAGCUUGUGAUCACAGUUUUGACUGUUUAUCUUAAAGAAUUUGAUCAAAUAUUUAGGAAUAUAUUUAGGAAGAUGUUGAACUUUUUCCAAUAGAGUGAAAUGUGAUGGAGGAUAAUGCUAAGACCUGCUUUCUCAAAGCAAAAGCUGAAGGUAGCAAACAUUAAAUUGUGAAAAGAACUAAGGUCUCCAACAGUUUUGGCCAUGACACUUUCUUUUCAGUGAAGCAUAUAGCU